Rubroshorea leprosula is the source of this 4082-nucleotide messenger RNA. NCBI's taxonomy places the organism in Eukaryota, Viridiplantae, Streptophyta, Magnoliopsida, Malvales, Dipterocarpaceae. The record is from the annotation of a GenBank genome assembly.
CAACAAUUUCCACCGCAACAAUUUCCACCGCAAUCACAACGCCGCUGCAACCACCAGCCCAACACCCGCCUCCAAGAUCCCUUGCUCGUCUCCCCCCUCACCACCUCCCCUAUUCUUACCCUUCUCACUCGCUCCCCCUCGGACCUCCAUCCCAAUCCAAGAAAGAAAACCCUAAAAGCUAAAACUCAUCGCAUCUGGAUUCUGGUCUCAUCCCGCGCGCGCAUCUGGUCUCAUCCCGCCACAUCUGGUCUUCCGACUCUUUUCCUCCCAGCUCUCCUCUCGACUCUCCUCUACACUUUGCGCACCAUCGGCCAUAGCUUGCAACUCUCCUCUCGACUCUCCUCUUAGUCUCCAUCGGCCAUAGCUUGCAACUCUGACAGAGCUUACCCCUUCACACCUCCUGUAACUGGAGGGACAGCGAUUGAGCACUGAUCUGCAGUUCUGCACACCAUAUCGUCUCCAAUUUCAGUACUGGAGUUUAGGUGGAGCUGGAAGAUGGAUCAAGGGAGGCAGGUAUUCAUGGUGGAUCUUCUAGAGAGAUAUGCGGCCAAGGGGCGGGGUGUUGUUACUUGUAUGGCAGCUGGAAACGAUGUAAUUGUAUUGGGAACAAGCAAAGGGUGGGUUAUCAGAUAUGAUUUUGGGGUUGGAGAUUCCAAUGAUAUUGAUCUCUCUGUGGGCCGAAGUGGUGAGCAAUCCAUCCAUAGAGUUUUUGUUGAUCCUGGAGGCAGCCAUUGUAUUGCUACUGUUGUUGGUGGUGGAGCUACUGAUACUUUUUAUACUCAUGCAAAGUGGAGUAAGCCUCGUUUAUUGGGCAGAUUGAAAGGUUUAGUUGUGAAUGCUGUUGCUUGGAAUAGACAACAGAUAACAGAAGCAUCUACAAGGGAAGUUAUUCUCGGGACAGAAACUGGCCAACUCUAUGAGUUGGCUGUGGAUGAGAAGGACAAGAAGGAAAAAUAUAUUAAGCCUUUAUUUGAAUUAACAGAACUUCCAGAAGCUAUCAUGGGUUUGCAGAUGGAAACAGCUAGUUUAAUGAAUGGUACGAGAUAUUAUGUGAUGGCAGUUACUCCUACAAGACUGUAUUCUUUCACUGGAACUGGAUCAUUAGAGACUGUGUUUGCUAGUUACCUAGAACGUGUUGUGCAUUUCAUGGAACUUCCUGGUGAAAUACCAAACAGUGAGCUACAUUUCUUUAUGAAGCAACGAAGAGCUGUUCAUUUUGCAUGGCUUUCUGGGGCAGGUAUUUACCACGGUGGCCUAAAUUUUGGGGCACAGCUUAGUUCUCCAAAUGGUGAUCAAAACUUUGUGGAGAACAAAGCCUUGUUGGACUAUUCAAAGUUGUCUAAUGGUGCAGAAGUGGUCAAACCUAGUUCCAUGGCAGUGUCUGAGUUUCACUUCCUGCUUCUUAUUGGGAAUAAGGUUAAGGUUGUAAAUAGAAUUAGUGAGCAAAUAGUAGAAGAACUUCAGUUUGAUCUAACUUCUGAGUCAAAUUCAAGGGGUAUCAUUGGACUAUGCAGUGAUGCUUCUGCAGGGUUAUUCUAUGCCUAUGACCAGAAUUCCAUCUAUCAGGUCUCUGUGAAUGAUGAAGGACGUAAUAUGUGGAAGGUGUAUCUGGACAUGAAAGAAUACGCUGCUGCAUUAGCACAUUGCCGCGACCCACUCCAGAGAGAUCGAGUUUAUUUAGUUCAGGCAGAAGCUGCAUUCAACUCCAAGGAUUUUCUGAGAGCUGCAUCUUUUUAUGCAAAAAUUAACCACAUAUUAUCAUUUGAGGAGAUCACUCUGAAAUUUAUUAGUGUAAGCGAACAGGAUGCUCUAAGAACCUUCUUAUUGAGGAAGCUUGAUAAUCUUGCGAAGGAUGAUAAAUGCCAAAUAACUAUGAUUUCCACAUGGGCUACUGAACUUUACUUGGACAAGAUAAACCGGCUUCUUUUAGAAGAUGACACAGCUUUGGAGAAUCGUAAUUCAGAGUACCAGUCAAUCAUUAGGGAGUUUCGUGCCUUCCUUAGCGACUGCAAAGAUGUAUUGGAUGAGGCCACUACCAUGAGACUUCUAGAAAGCUAUGGCAGGGUUGAGGAAUUAGUGUAUUUUGCUAGUCUGAAGGAGCAGUAUGAAAUUGUUGUUCACCACUAUAUUCAGCAAGGAGAAGCAAAGAAAGCAUUGGAAGUUCUUUGGAAACCUUCUGUUCCUGUGGACCUUCAGUACAAGUUUGCCCCUGAUCUUAUAGCGCUUGAUGCAUAUGAAACUGUGGAGUCAUGGAUGUCCUCAAACAACCUGAACCCAAGAAAACUUAUACCUGCAAUGAUGCGUUAUUCAAGUGAACCUCAUGCAAAGAAUGAAACUCAUGAAGUAAUCAAAUAUCUUGAAUUUUGUGUUAACCGCUUGCAUAAUGAGGAUCCAGGAAUUCACAACUUGUUGCUUUCUUUGUAUGCCAAGCAGGAAGAUGACAGUGCCCUCCUGCGUUUCUUGCAAUGUAAAUUUGGAAAAGGACUUGAAAAUGGUCCUGAAUUCUUUUAUGAUCCCAAGUUUGCAUUACGCCUUUGUCUCAAGGAAAAACGAAUGCGUGCUUGUGUUCAUAUAUACAGCAUGAUGUCAAUGCAUGAGGAAGCUGUUGCUCUUGCUUUGCAGGUUGAUCCAGAGCUUGCUAUGGCUGAAGCGGACAAGGUUGAAGAUGAUGAAGACAUGAGAAAGAAGCUUUGGCUUAUGGUUGCCAAGCAUGUUAUUGAGCAGGAAAAGGGUACCAAAAGGGAGAAUAUAAGGAAGGCCAUAGCAUUUCUAAAAGAAACUGAUGGCCUGUUAAAGAUUGAGGACAUAUUACCAUUCUUUCCAGACUUUGCGCUAAUUGAUGAUUUUAAGGAAGCAAUCUGCUCAUCACUAGAGGAUUACAAUAAGCAAAUCGAACUCUUGAAACAGGAGAUGAAUGAUGCAACACAUGGUGCAGACAACAUCAGAAAUGAUAUCAGUGCACUAGCUCAAAGAUAUGCUGUCAUCGAUCGAGAUGAAGAAUGCGGGGUCUGUAGACGAAAAAUUUUGACUGUUGGUAUGGACUAUCGGAUGGCUCGAGGUUAUACAUCUGUAGGUCCAAUGGCCCCUUUGUAUGUCUUUCCAUGUGGACAUGCUUUCCAUUCCCUGUGUUUAAUUACACAUGUGACACAGUUGACACGUCGCACUGAUGAAACCCAAGCGGAGCGCAUCCUGGAUUUGCAGAAGCAGCUAACUCUACUUGGUAGUGAAUCACGGAAGGAACCAAAUGGUGUCUUGACAGAGGAUUCUAUAACCAGCUUAAGCCCUGUAGAAAAGGUACAUUUUAAUUUGGUUGAAUUUGUUUUUCCCUUUUUGUUCCCUGCUACAAAAGUUAAUACAGUGUAGAUUUACAGGUUGUAAAUAAGGUUGCCUAGGAUACACAUUCUAUCAAAGCAGAAUACGUCAUUUGUGUUUCCAUGUCAGAAAAUUUUUAACGAUGGUUUUUUGAUUUCAUUUUUUGACUUCUCUCUUUUCAAUUUCUUUUUAUUAAUUGGUGGCUUGUCUUUCUGGAAUACUGGGCCUCAUGCCCAUUGUUGACUUGGUGAACAUGUCUUGGUAGUAAAUACAACAAUAAUUAGUUGGCUUCUCAUGUUGGAUCACUGAGCAGCUUCGGUCACAGUUAGAUGAUGCAGUCGCUAGUGAAUGCCCGUUCUGUGGUGACUUAAUGAUCUGUGAGAUCUCUUUGCCUUUCAUUCAACCGAGUACACCAGAGGAAGAGAAGGAGGUCAUGUCAUGGGAGAUAAAACCACAAAACCUUGGACCCCAGAGGAGCUUUUCGUUGGGUGUCUGAUCAGAUUAUGUGUGGAAUGUGGAAAAAUUGCUUGUGCAUUUCCAGUUUCUAGGUGAGUUUGUUUUCGUAAUGCUUAGUUUUUGUAGUGUUUCUCCAUUUUUCUAUACUAGGAGAACCUUUCAAUUUAAAUUUUUUUCUCAUGUAUUUAUGUUUGUCUGAUCAACCGAAAUUAGACAUGAGUCACGAGAUUGAUGAGUUAAAUAAUGGGCAUAUCUUAUUCCAUUUCUCAAUCCCAUGUGUAUAUUAUAAUGUCACAUAAAGUUGUAAGUUUACA